GUAAAUCAUUCAGUUUAUUUUCGCACGCCUACAGCUAAAAUUUAGUAUCAAGUCCAUGUAAUCGGCGUGCCUGGAAGGAUUGUGUUUCCAAUUCAAAUACACAUUCUGAUUAUUCUGGCGAUGUAUUUACCGUUUUGCAAUUACAGGCAAUCCAGCCCACGCUAGGUAAAUGCCCUACCACUGAGCUACAUACAUCCCUAGCUGCUUUUAAAUUCUUAGGCGGUUAAGAUUCCUAAAAUCACAUUUGUCGGUGGGUAUUACUCUGGUGCAAUGCCCAUUUGAUGUGCCACUUUCCUAAACAAUGGCUCUCAAACUUUAGGUACAAGAGACUCAACUGUGUUGCUUAAAAAACAGAUUCGCAGCCCCUUCCACCAGUGCUUAACACAGUGGCUCUAGGACGGGCCAGGGACGUGCAAGUUAAAUUUGGGAGGUCCCAGAUGCAGUAGUCUGUAAUCCCAGCACUUGGGGCGCUAAGGCUGGAGGGUCGGGAGUGCAAAGUCAGCUUGGGCUACAUAGUGAGAUCCUGUUUCAUAAAACCAAACCGACAAAGCAAAAAACUCGGGAAGUUCCCUCGGUAUUAUUUUAAUGCCAAGUGCCACAGCCUCCUGGUACAUUUUAAGAAUGCAAACACCCCUUGGUGCAGGCCUGGAAAGCCACCUGAUAACUGGUACAAUCGAUCGACCUCCCGGUAAACAGGUGCACACAGAGCGUAGCGGUACUGCAAGGCGAAGCGUCAAGUCAGAAAAAUCCAGAAGAGGUCAGUGUACACGAAGCAGGGGGGGCGGAGACAGAACCGGAAUAGCCUUCCCCAAUCCAAUCUAGCUAGCUCCUUGGGCUCAAGGGGCAACGCGCAGACGCAGAGCGACCCAGCACGCCGCACUGCACGCCGGGAGUCGUGGUGGGGCCGAGAGCCUAGCGGAGACAGGCGCUCAGCCCCGCCCCACAGCCGUUCACUGCAUUUCUAAGCGGCGACCCUUGUCCCCGGAUGUGCGGCACAGACCUUCCCAGCUUGCAUCUCGCACGUCGGGCGACCUCCUCUUCCAGCCACGAAAGUCCACGCACGGGAUUCGAGGAUAACUUGAGGCCUAGCAGGACUCGCACGAGUCAGAGCCUCGGAGAAGCGAGGGUCGGACUGGAUGGGCUUCCCUCCGUCUCCGGGACGGCCCCGCCCCCGCCGCUGGUGCUGUUGGGAGUUGCAGUUCUGUGAGCUGUCGCGGUCCUCUCUGUCUUUCGCACACCUCUGCCACCAGCAAUGCUCUACGCCUCAGGCCGCUUUAUAGCGGCCCGGGCGGCCACCACGUUUCCCACUCCGCCCAAAGGCCGGGGCCCGGCGCUCCGCGGGAAGCGGAGGGAACUACAUAUCCCAGGGCACCUCGAGUCUCCCUCCUGUGACGCCCUAGCGGGCCAGCGGACCAGACCCAGCGCGCCUUUGGCCGGGAGGGUGAUCCUCAAGAGAGGGAGGAUGCCGCCGGCCAUCGGUGGCGGCCUGGCGGGCUCCGAGCUGCGUCCUCGGAAGGGCCGCUGCGGGUCACAGGCUGCCCGGGCCAGGGGCCGGGACGUGGUCCCCGAGGCUGCAACGCGGAGCCCCAAACGGCCUGCUCGGAGCUCGCCGCAGUUGGAGGCGGCCAGCCGGUGGGCCACGCUGGCCGUUGUGACGUUCCUAGCCUUCGCCACCCGCUUUCACCAACUGGACCAGCCGCCGCACAUCUGUUGGGAUGAGACUCACUUUGGGAAAAUGGGAAGUUACUAUAUCAACCGUACCUUUUUCUUUGAUGUGCACCCACCUCUGGGAAAGAUGCUGAUCGGUCUUGCUGGCUACCUGAGUGGAUAUGAUGGCACCUUUUUGUUCCAGAAGCCUGGGGACAAGUAUGAGCAUCACAGCUACAUGGGGAUGAGAGGAUUCUGUGCCUUCCUGGGUUCCUGGCUGAUCCCUUUUGCCUACCUCAUUGUACUGGAUCUGUCCAAGUCCUUCCCAGCAGCACUGCUCUCUGCUGCCCUUCUCACCUUUGACACGGGAUGCCUCACUCUGUCCCAGUACAUCCUCCUUGACCCCAUCCUGAUGUUCUUCAUCAUGGCUGCCAUGCUGAGCAUGGUCAAGUACAACUCCUGCGCUGACAGGCCUUUCUCUGCCCCAUGGUGGUUCUGGCUCAGCCUGACGGGCAUCAGUCUCGCUGGUGCUUUAGGGGUCAAGUUUGUUGGCCUCUUUAUCAUCCUACAAGUGGGGUUGAACACCAUUUCAGACCUCUGGCACUUGUUUGGAGACCUCAGUCUUUCACUGGUGACUGUGGGGAAGCACCUGACUGCUCGCAUCCUGUGCCUCAUAGUGCUGCCUCUGCUCCUCUAUGUGACCAUUUUUGCUGUUCAUAUCAUGGUGCUGAAUAAAAGUGGUCCUGGUGAUGGCUUCUUCAGUUCUGCCUUUCAAGCCCGGCUUUCAGGGAACAGCCUUCACAAUGCUUCCAUCCCUGAACACCUGGCCUACGGCUCUGUGAUCACUGUGAAGAAUCUUCGGAUGGCCAUCGGAUACCUGCACUCCCACAGGCACCUCUACCCUGAGGGCAUUGGUGCUCGCCAGCAGCAGGUCACCACCUAUUUGCAUAAGGACUACAACAAUCUGUGGAUUAUCAAGAAACAUAAUACAAACUCAGAUCCCAUUGACCCUUCAGUCCCAGUGGAGUUCGUCAGACAUGGAGACAUCAUUCGACUAGAACACAAAGAGACAUCUCGGAACUUGCACAGUCACUAUCAUGAGGCCCCCCUGACCCGGAAGCACUAUCAGGUUACUGGCUAUGGCAUAAAUGGGACAGGGGACUCAAACGAUUUUUGGCGAAUUGAGGUUGUAAACAGGAAACUUGGGAACCGGAUCAAAGUACUAAGAAGUCGAAUUCGCCUCAUCCAUUUGGUCACAGGUUGUGUCCUUGGAUCCUCAGGAAAGAUUCUGCCCAAGUGGGGCUGGGAACAGUUGGAAGUUACUUGUACACCAUACCUCAAGGAAACUGCCAACUCCAUCUGGAAUGUGGAGGACCAUAUCAAUCCCAAACUGCCAAACAUCAGCCUGGAUGUGCUGCAGCCUAGUUUUCCUGAGAUCUUGCUGGAGUCUCACAUGGUCAUGAUCCGGGGAAACAAUGGCCUCAAACCCAAGGACAAUGAGUUCACAUCCAAACCCUGGCACUGGCCUAUCAACUAUCAGGGCCUGCGCUUCUCAGGGGCCAAUGACACAGACUUCCGAGUCUAUCUGCUCGGCAACCCAGUGGUCUGGUGGCUAAAUCUGGUGAGCAUCGCCCUCUACCUCCUCUUAGGGAGCACCCUUGCUAUCGUCAUGCAGAGAGGGGUACAGCUACCUGCAGAGCUGGAAGGGCUAACACAGGUGCUGCUGCGAGGAGGUGGCCAGCUGCUGCUGGGCUGGAUGCUCCAUUACUUCCCAUUCUUCCUAAUGGGCCGGAUCCUCUACUUCCAUCACUACUUCCCCGCCAUGCUCUUCUCCAGCAUGUUGACAGGCAUCCUUUGGGAUACCCUCCUGCGACUCUGUGCUUGGGGCUUGGCCUCCUCUCCCUUGGCCAGCAGUAUACACUCCGUGGGAAUCCUGAGCCUGCUCCUGGGAACUGCCUACAGUUUCUACCUCUUUCACCCUCUGGCUUAUGGGAUGGUUGGUCCCCUAGCCCAGGAACCAGAGAGUCCAAUGUCAGGACUAAGGUGGCUGGAAUCAUGGGACUUUUGAGGCCAUUGCCAAGAUCCCAGCCUGGAUCCAGAAGUUGUCCAGGGACAUUCAGCUAUGGAGCCAGACCCUGGACCCUUCCAGCUCUAGGGGAGCUGCCUGAGGAGCCCAAAACAUUCUCCUGCCUCCAAGACCAAACUCUAGAAGCAAACCUGGAUUUAACUCAACACUAAAGAACCACAGUCCUGUCUGAGGCACUUCCAGAGGACACUACCUACAGCACCACUCGGGGCCAGUUCCCUGAGGGUGCAACACAAGGAAAGCAGGUGUGAGUGUAGGAGGGUACAUUUGUCUGAUCCCCUGUAGAAUGUAGACUGUGUAGCUGUGGACAGCUAAGUGUCAUAAACUCUUCAGAAAUGGUCCAAGGUUACAGUAA
Messenger RNA from Nannospalax galili (Upper Galilee mountains blind mole rat), 4088 nucleotides. It is a transcript of the gene Pomt2, whose product is annotated as protein O-mannosyltransferase 2. The record is from RefSeq and is a predicted model, not a curated record. Gene Ontology annotation, molecular function: dolichyl-phosphate-mannose-protein mannosyltransferase activity. NCBI's taxonomy places the organism in Eukaryota, Metazoa, Chordata, Mammalia, Rodentia, Spalacidae. Gene Ontology annotation, biological process: protein O-linked glycosylation via mannose. Gene Ontology annotation, cellular component: endoplasmic reticulum; membrane. The transcript has 21 exons. The coding region runs from base 1253 to 3715 and encodes 820 amino acids.